This is a messenger RNA of Theileria parva strain Muguga, 561 nucleotides long. RefSeq names its product putative integral membrane protein. The transcript has 3 exons. The record is from RefSeq and is a predicted model, not a curated record. The coding region runs from base 135 to 515 and encodes 126 amino acids. Lineage: Eukaryota; Apicomplexa; Aconoidasida; Piroplasmida; Theileriidae.
AUUUACCCCAUCUGUAUAUCUAUAGACAGUUUUUGCUGUUAAAUUCACUCAAUAUUCAGACUAAAAUUUCUUCAGAUCAGUUACAACUCUUCAAAUUUAAUUUUUGAAAUUCUUAUUCUCUAGAUACAGUAAAAAUGCCUUGCUUGGAAACCUUACCUGCAGCUAUCUGCUCAAUCUUUUUCUUUGUAUCUGGUAUCACUGCUUUUGUUAGGAAACACUCUCAAAAGUCUCUGAUUCCGGCUUCCGUUUUGGCUGGAGCAUUCAGCGCAUCGGUCUAUGUUAUGGUAAUUAAGCCUCACAACUACAUCGGAUUCAUCAUCGCUGUCUUCACUUCACUCAUUGCUCUUGUUCUUGGCUCCGUCAUGUUGUUCUUCUCUCAAGAUAGAACCAUGUUGAGGAAGAAUAUCGCCUUUUCGGUAUUCACUUGCGGCCUCUUCUGUACCGCCUUCUACUAUGGUAUAAUUAUCAAAAUGAUCUAUACCAUUCCCACAAACAUUAUCUAUAACAGGAUCUAGAAUUUUUAUUUAUAAUUCAUUGCAUAUAUAAUUUUUUACACCUCAA